Messenger RNA from Tricharina praecox, 988 nucleotides. RefSeq names its product extracellular metalloprotease. The record is from RefSeq and is a predicted model, not a curated record. Lineage: Eukaryota; Fungi; Ascomycota; Pezizomycetes; Pezizales; Pyronemataceae. The transcript is spliced from 4 exons. Bases 44 to 931 code for a protein of 295 amino acids. Gene Ontology annotation, molecular function: metallopeptidase activity.
CCCUCCCUUUUUAUCCCUCUCCACCUCCCACUGUAGCUGAAACAUGUUAUUCAGCACACGCACGCUCCUUCUGGCCCUCGCCACCACCGCGCUGGGCCAUGUAACGUCCCCGCGCCGCGGCCGCUGCGCACAGGACGACCCCUCGGAGUCCAACAUCGCCGAGAUGGAGCGCAUGGCGGAGGACGCCCGACUGCACCCCAUGGUCCGCGUCAACGCCAGCAACGCGACGCUCGAGCUGGACAUAUACUUCCACGUCAUCAGCACGGGGCCGUCGGUGGCGGAGGGGAAUCUCGGGAACGGUACACUCAUGAAUCAGCUGAAUGUCAUCAACAAAGACUACGCCCCGGCGGGCAUAAAGUACACGCUUCGCAACGUCACGCGGACCGUGAACGCGGCUUGGUACGGGGUGACCAUGGGGUCCGCGGCGGAGAUGGCCAUGAAGAAGUCGCUGCGACGGGGCACAUACCGGGACAUCAAUGUGUAUUUUGCGCGACUAUCGGGUGGCGUGCUGGGCUGGUGUACAUUCCCAGAAGUGAACCCGACAGCGCACAUGCGCACGCGCGACGGCUGCGUCGUAGCAUCGCAAUCGCUGCCGGGCGGAAUAAAGCCAUACAACCUGGGGCGGACGCUGACGCACGAGCUGGGCCACUGGCACUCGCUGUACCACACGUUCCAGGGCGGGUGCACGGCGACGAACGAUCGCGUCGAGGACACGCCGGCGGAGCGCGGACCCACGUAUGGCUGCCCAAAGACUAAUCCAGACACCUGCACCGGCGCGAGGUUCCCCGGCGUUGAUCCGAUUCAUAAUUUCAUGGACUAUACGGACGAUAUAUGCAUGAACGAAUUCACGCCCGGCCAAGUAACUCGGAUGUUCCAGGCGUUUGCGAGGAUGCGGGGCGCAGCGAGGGGCGGAUACUACCCGCAGUACUAGGAGCGCGCGGGGAGGGCUGGGGGUUGGAGGGGGGGUGUAUAUGGGGGGUGUAUGUGG